AUGGGCCAUUGUCACGAUCCAUCCCGUACGAACCUGGCGCACUCGAGCAACUCCCUGUUGGGCGCGAACGACUCGCCGCCACCGAAGGCGACGAGCGCCGAAAGGAGUCCGAGCAGCGUCCACAUCUCGGGGCCCGGGCUAGACGCGCGCGGCGCGACGCCUCUUGCAGCCUCUCGCGCACUCUCGCACAACACACAAACGCCGCCUGCACAUGGUCGGCUAGCGCGCUACGCACAUCACUACGUGGCGGCGGUCCGCUCUUGGUGCGCGAGCUCCGUGGUCCGCGAGCGGCGAGCGCGGCGCGAUACUGCGCGCCCGACGAUG
Iphiclides podalirius (scarce swallowtail) is the source of this 324-nucleotide messenger RNA. The record is from the annotation of a GenBank genome assembly. Lineage: Eukaryota; Metazoa; Arthropoda; Insecta; Lepidoptera; Papilionidae.